This is a messenger RNA of Lodderomyces elongisporus, 447 nucleotides long. RefSeq names its product chromatin DNA-binding EKC/KEOPS complex subunit (gene GON7). Bases 1 to 447 code for a protein of 148 amino acids. Lineage: Eukaryota; Fungi; Ascomycota; Pichiomycetes; Serinales; Debaryomycetaceae. The transcript has a single exon. The record is from RefSeq and is a predicted model, not a curated record.
AUGCCGUUGCUAAUUCCUACUGCCGUGUACAGUUCCGAGGCAUCUGAAAAUAUCGCAUUUCAUCCAGGUGACGGACCUCACAGCACAAAUGGGAGAACUACGCAAAUAUCUGAUAUUGUAUUGAAUGCUGGAGGCGAAGAUCGAGAUAGACCAAGCGAACACAGAGAUACACCAUUGGGGCAUCUUAGGGCUUCAUUGACAACUCUUCAAGAUCAGAUAAAUGAAUUUCUUACGGAUCGAAUGAAGAAAGAAAAGAAUGUAAUGAACGCAAAGGAUAUCGAGAGGAGGCUUCUUGAUGAAGCGGGUGGAGACGAUGACGAUGACGAUGGUGAUGACGAUGACGAUGAUGAUGCUAAUGAAGCUAAUGAUGAAGGUGUUGGAGGUGUUGGAGGUGUUGGAAAAGAAAAUGAAGAAACGGAUAGAAUCAAGAGAAGCAAGAGUGAAUAG